GUAUAAUCCACUCAUUACGCACGAGGACAGAAGAAAAUAAGAUACUAUGACACCCUAAAAAUAAUCCCUAAUGUGACCAAAGUUUAAUCAGGGACGUGGAGAUGUAUUUUAGUACUAUUUCCACUGACCACAGUUUGAUCCAUGGCGCGCAGGCAGACUUUUACGCAUGCCAUUAAAUUCAUUCAGAUGACUUAUACGUUUGUGUCAGAGUUGGAGAGAAGACAAAGUGAUGCUUCCAGUUCAGCAUCCUGUCAAAAGUGAUUCGGACAUUGAUGCUGAGGACAAUAUGACGAGGGGGAGGGGCACAAACUUACCAUUAGACUUUAUCUUUAUGAGUUAGGAAUGGGCUACAUUUUAUUUUAUUUUAUUUUAUUCUAUUUUAUUUAGGUUUUCCACAUCAAAGAUUGAAGCUUAAAGCUUCAAAUCUCAUAAUGUUUAUUUUAAAUACAUAAAAAGGUUAUUCUAUCAACAUUGUCAGAGCAGUCUACUACAGCGUGGAGCGUGCAGCCACACUGACCUACAUGUCUGAACAGCAAUAAAUGAGAGCCAAAGGCAGUGCCAUUUUCAAUGACACUGCACCCAGUGCAGGAACACAACAGCCUUGCUCUCCAUCCGGCCAUAUUUGAUUUCCAGCUGUUUUUUCGCAGAAACCUCUCCGAGCCAGACAACCCCCUAAGAUAUAUUAAAGUGCGCUGUCUGCAUCCAGAGAUAUAAUCCAGAGACUAUGCCACUCCGCUCUCCAUUCUCGACCACGUGAUUGUCUAAAUAAUUAAUGCAGCACGUCCCCCUAGAAACACGGCGUCGUCAUUAAUCGCAAGGACUCUAUCAGACUUGAAAACUGAAGAGAUCCCCCAAGAAAAUAAUAUCCGAUUCUCGGUGCAACUGUAGCCCCGCAUUGUAGCUGCGCAUCUGAGCCGAUGGAUGUUCGGGUAGGUAAAUGUUUCCGCAUUUUUCAUGUUGGCAGAGCAGGUAAAUGACGAUAUCAAAUGUCGUGAUAUUUGAUCAAUUGCUCCCUUCGAUGUGUGCGCUCUGCGCGGAUUUGCGCGGUGGCUGCUUUCUUUACGCAUGUUCGUGUUCUCUUAUUUCUUUAUUUUUUGUAACAAAGUAUAUUUAUAAUUUGAUGCUAGGCAUGUAUCUUGGAAUAGAUUGACAGGAGUAAUCGCUAAGACAAAAAACUUGAUGGCAUUGACAUGUAUAGCUCGCUGUUAGGAACUGCUCAGAUUGGCCACAUCUCCUGGUCCAUUCAUUCCUAAUAAAAGACCAUUUUAAUUUUUUAAAACAUUCAAAACAAAAACGGAGUUCUCCUUUAAAAGACAGCCUCAAAGUCAUAAAUUAAACAAGUUAUGAGAACACAAGACUUUUCAUUUUCUAUCAAAUAUUUGCCUUUUGCCUUAGACUUGAUUUGAAUUCGUGUUAAAAAGAGAGAUAGGAUGAUUUCAUUCUGAUUUCUUCGAAGUGCUGGAUGUUUAGUCAGCCUGACAGAUCUGCCUCCUUGUAAAUCAUUCUAAGUAAUUCUUAAAAGUGUGCGAGGCUGUUGGGGGGCCGGGCGAAAACUGUAAAUCUUUCACUUUUAUUACCCUCCGAACAUAUGCUACGACGCUGCGAGUCCUGCAUCCCUUUUCUUUCCCAUCGCUCCAACUGGACCACGGUCUCUUAAAAAAGAAAAAAAAAAUACAGCUAUAUCCAUCGAUUUUAUUUUUGGUCUUUUUGUGCAUUCCUUUAUUUAUAAACACUGGAGGGAUUCCAUGGAGUUUGUGGUUGUGGCUGGAGACAAUGCAGGAGAAGCCAUGGCUCUUUGUGUUGCAGCAGGGUGUGAAGACAGACACAACAAACGCGAGAGGAUGAUGCGCUUUAUUUGAAUACAAUCCAUGCCCAUCUGCAUGAAAAACUCACAUGUCAUUUCCCCCAUAAAUCAUUCUUUAAAUCGUCUUUACGCGCACUGUCAUAUAGGCAUAAACACACAAAAAUAAUACAUUUGCAUUAAAAAGUCAUCCCACCUUUUGCGUUUUAGUAUAAAUUUACGCACUUCGGUUGGAGAUUUUUUCUGCAGACACAAAAGCAGCAAUAGUGCAGGGAUGGUUGCUAUAGAAGCUGUAUUUUUCAGAAUAUAUAUAAUUAAAGUGCGUCCAAACUGCACAUGGGCUUGCCUUUGAAUGGUGGAGUAAGGGCGAGCUGCAAUCCUCGAAAUGGUGAGAUAAAAAAACAGAAGUAGAGAGAGGAACAUUUUCACAAUCACACAGCCGAGACGAGGAAAUAAACGCCACCCUUUAUCAAAAUGGACUGGUGAGGUAAGAGCCUGCUUGAAGAAGAGAACAAUCACGUGAACAAAUAUGCUUGUAUCUAAAGGCAGCGCCUUUAUUUGUCAUCAUAAAGCUUCCGAAACACCAAAAAAUCUCAAUGUUAGCUGCAAAUCUGCACAGGCCCUGUAAAUUUCACUGGGGUGAUUGAUUGCCAGUGAUUUUUUUUUCUGGAAUAAGGAUACCUUGUUCGCUUUUUAUUGGUAGUUGAAUGCAAGUCCUUCCAUUCUUUCGGGAAUACUGUCUCCACUGGUGUAUGGAAAUGUCUGAAAAACAGCAAGAUCAGGUUUAGGACAGCUCUGUCUGCAGACAAAGGGUGAAGGAUUUAUUCUAGAGACUGCGUGGAAAGGAACCCAGGCUGAGGGGAAACUUGCUUUAUAUGAUGAAUUGAUUCCCAGGUCGAGAUGGAAGCAGUGAUGAAUGCGUGAGGGAUAUUAAAGAGAUCUUCGCAGAUUUCGCUCAAACCCCGGUGGAACGGUGGGAAACGCCAAUCACGUGAAUUCACAACACCCAUGUCAUUGGAUAGAACCUAUCUGGCUGAUUGGCUUUGAACCCACAAAAUGCAGAAAGCAACUUAUUACGACAACUCUGGACUGUUUGGGGGCUACAGCUACCCCAAACCAGACUCGUACAGCUACGGCCCCGCACACCAGUCCUACCCCACUGCUACCAUUGAGAGUGACUAUCAGGGCCCAGUGUGUCCCAUCCAGACCUCAGCGGUUCGGCCCCCGGCCCUCAAAGACACUGAUUUGAACGGAGACUGCAUGCGCCAAAGCAGCAGUCAAAGUGGCAACAAUGGCGCGCAAGCGGGGAGCAUUUCAGAGCAGCAGGCGCCUCCACUGUCCGCGUCCCCGCCAAGCUCCAACAGCUCUGCGUCCCAGAAGAAGAAGUCCCCCUCCGGUGGAGCCUCCGGGGCCACCACACCCGCCCUGGCGAAGCAGAUCUUCCCCUGGAUGAAGGAGACCCGGCAGAACGCAAAGCAGAAAAGCAACAACUGUGUUGCGGCAGGUGGGGAGGUGAGCGAUGAGAAAAGCCCACCGGGACCGGCCUCCAAACGGGUCAGAACUGCUUACACGAGUGCACAACUGGUGGAGCUGGAGAAGGAGUUUCACUUUAACCGCUACCUUUGUCGUCCCCGGAGAGUGGAAAUGGCCAAUCUGUUGAAUCUCACCGAGCGCCAGAUAAAGAUUUGGUUUCAGAACCGGAGGAUGAAAUACAAAAAGGACCAGAAGUCUAAAGGGCUCGCGCACUCUCCCUUGGGACACUCCCCGGACAGGAGCCCACCGCUGAGUGGCCCAAAUCACGUUGGAUACUCUGGCCAACUCCAGAACGUCAACAGCCUCAGCUAUGACGCGCCCUCGCCCCCGUCAUUCGCCAAGCCGCAGCAAAACAUGUACGGCCUGGCAGCGUACACCGCGCCGCUGGGAGGCUGCAUCCCGCAACAGAAGAGGUACCCGGGCUCCGAGUACGAACACCACGGCAUGCAGAGCAAUGGAGGCUUUGCCAAUCCCAAUUUGCAAGGCAGCCCCGUUUAUGUGGGUGGGAACUUUGUUGAUUCCAUGCCAGCCUCGGGCCCCAUGUUCAACCUCGGCCAUCUUCCCCACCCCUCAUCCACCAGCGUGGACUACAGCUGCGCCGCGCAGAUCCCAGGAAACCACCACCAUGGACCCUGUGAUCCCCACCCCACAUACACAGACCUCACCUCUCACCAAGCGUCUCAGGGAAGGAUUCAGGAAGCGCCUAAACUGACGCAUUUGUAAUAUGUGUGCGCGUGCGUGCGUGUGAGUGCGAGUGUGUGUGCCAAAAUUACGUUGCGCUCUUUUCUAUUACCUCACUAGUCUAAUAACUACACUCCAAGCGAAUCGUGUGUAUAAUUACAGUAUUACUGAUAUUACUAUUAAUGCUAUUGUGUGAUUAUUUUCUAAAUGAUGCAGCUUUUGUCCAUUCUUCUUGAACAUUUGGAGAUGCGCAGACGCACACUAGCCUGGUUGUCCAUAGUUAUUUUUUUUGUUUCAAAUGCUAAAGUGCAAUGCGCAACGUUGGACUGAAUAUUUCACGCCGUUACUUGAAGGCAAGUCUUGUAGAUCAUGAAGGUAGAAGCUCAUCCUUAGAGAGAGAAGGACUUUUAGGGGAAAUUUUGCAUCUGUUUGUUGGGAUGUCGUUUAAGUCACCCUAUUUAUUGCUUUAUCAUUAUUUCUCCUUUCUUGUUUUUGGCAUAAUCUUUCGCACUAGUCUAUUUAUUAUUGAAUUGCUUUUGUAUUGCACAUUAUUUAUCGCGAGUAUUUAUAAAUGGGGACAGGGCAGUGCACUUCCAAGUGUUGGCAAAACAGGGUUUGGAAAAAUGCUACGACUCGCAACGAAUAAUUGAAAGAAAAAAAAAAAGAAAAAGAGCCUUUCUUAUUGUAAAUCUGGUACCAAUGGGGCAUUUUAUAGUGUAUAAACCUCACUGGAUGUCCACAUAUGUCAAAUCUUAGGCGAAACGUAGACUAUCGAAAUAUUGUACACACCAGCAUGUCAUUUUUGUGUAUCCAUUGCUAUUUUUUUAUUUGUCUUCCAUCGUUUUUAUUCAGUUCCAUAAAUUAUGAAACUCUAAUGAUAUCGAAAUGUUAUAUUUUAUUGUGUAUAACAUUUUGUAAAUAAAGUGCUCAAACUUGUAUUUUUGUUGCAUUUUUUUAGCAGUAAGAUGGGUUUGUUUCCUCUGCUCAGCCUGCAGCUCCUCAUUAUUUUCUACUUCCUUGUUCAGCUGCUGCUGCUGAAACUGUCGGGCAAAGCAGAGCUUAUUGACUCGCAGCCUUACUGUACUGUCCAAACAGGCACAAGCAAUCAAUAAUUAGACACCAAGAUAUCUAAAAGUCAUCAGACGGCUCUAUGCUUCCAAUGCAAAGUGCAUUUCAGCGGAAUAAAAGCCUCUGGAUCUUAUUGAUGUUUUAUUUGUAUGUGGAGGAAGUGAAUCUAUGAGCUUAUGACAUUUUUUUUCUUGAGAUUUGGCCCCAUCAUUAUGAUUCAAAUAUUUGAAAUAAUACGAUUCUCUGUGACUAAAUGUGUCAAAAUGCUAAAAACAACAUAUAUGCCAAUAUAAAAAAAUCCAAAUAGGCUACAACGUUUGACUUUGGAAAGAUGCAAAGAUGUGUGCGUUUCUUUUACGCGCGAGAGAAAAAGAGGGGGGAGAAAGAGCAGUUCAUCUUUUAUUGCUCCUGGAGAGCCAUUUCAAAGCUCAUUAAUCAAAAACUCGUCGCUUUCAGGCUCCUCGCUGAUCCCUCCUCCUCGUGAACAAAGCAUUUGCAUUCCAAAUCCAAGAAACACAUUUCUAACCGCGCGCGCGGGCCAAUCUUUAAUGGUGGGGGGCAGAGCUGAAAGCUGAAAAGAAAGAAAACUCGAGGCUUCCACGUUCGCCUUUUGCGUGGAUGAUAGAUCCUCGAGUUUAAGGGAGGAUGAAGCCAAAUGAAACUGUUGUCAGAGAAAUUAUGUUUGGCUUUACAUCCUCGCAGCAUCAAAUUCAGAGUGAUCGCUCAGAGGGCUUUCAUUCAGGAAGCUGAACAUGCAGUUCAGGUCUUACAUUCUAUAAUAAAAGCUUUUAUUUAUAAGUAUUCUAAUCUAAAAUAAAAAAAAAAUAAAAGCCUUUUGUCAUAAUGUUUUAUAAGGGGCUGUAAAAUAUGUUUCUAAUCAAUGCAAUUCUGAUUGAGUUCUGAUGAAAAGGUUUUAAAUUAUUUUAAUUUUCUCGCAUGGGUUUUUGCACUUAAUUAAUCAAGCAGUUAUUGGAAAACAAUUAAAACAAAAAAUCUCUCCAAAAUAAUAGCAUUUUUAGCAUUAAUUAUCUUAAGCAUUGAAAAAAUGUAAAAAUACUGCCUAUUUAUUUGCAAUAGUAAUACAUUUUACAAAGAAAAAAUAAAACGCGUAAACAAUUUGAAUUAUUGAUCUUUAUAGAAAAAAAAUAAUAUUUAUAAAAGAAUAAAUAAAUUCACAGAUAUGUGUUUACCUUGAUUCUUCAAAACAGCAUGAAUAAAUGACAGUUUUAGUCAACAAAAAAGGGGAAACGUCAUCCUUUUUGAGCUACUUUAAGGAUGCAAAAAAAAAAAAAA
Oryzias melastigma (Indian medaka) is the source of this 6376-nucleotide messenger RNA. RefSeq names its product homeobox D3a (gene hoxd3a). Gene Ontology annotation, cellular component: nucleus. Gene Ontology annotation, biological process: regulation of transcription by RNA polymerase II. The transcript is spliced from 4 exons. Gene Ontology annotation, molecular function: RNA polymerase II cis-regulatory region sequence-specific DNA binding; DNA-binding transcription factor activity, RNA polymerase II-specific. Bases 2858 to 4057 code for a protein of 399 amino acids. The record is from RefSeq and is a predicted model, not a curated record. NCBI's taxonomy places the organism in Eukaryota, Metazoa, Chordata, Actinopteri, Beloniformes, Adrianichthyidae.